AUGGCGGGGAGGUUGCACGCGAUUUUGCUCCUUGCUUUACACUUGAGUGUUGUCGGGGGUAUCCUUAUCAUAGAGAACAAAUGCGAUCAGACAGUUUGGUCUGUUGUCUUCUCAUGGGAAUCACAGAUCUCCAACACUGGAUUCACUCUCAGAAGAGGGGAGUCCCGUGCCCUACAGGCACCAUCUUCAUGGUACGGUAUCAUCUCCGGUAGGACCCUCUGCUCAAACGAGUCAAGAGGAAACUUCUCGUUCGCAACCGGAGACUGCGAAUCCAACAAAAUCGAAUGUCCCGGUUCAUAUGGUUGGUCUACGGUGACUUAUAUCUACUUUAGAAUUGAUUACAGCGGAACCAACAGCUACUUCAUCAGUCUUGAGUACGGUUACAACCUUCCCGUGAUGGUUGUCCCAUCACAUAGUAACCCGACAUGUUUCAGCUCAGGUUGUAUGGUUGGCUUGAACAAGACGUGUCCAAAUAAGCUCAUGAUAUACGACGGGAUAAUACCAAUCGCUUGUAGUAGCGCCUGCAAAGAAUCGAGUACACAUGAAAACUGUUGCACCAAUUACUUCGGUUCAAGGCAAACUUGCAAGGCGACCCUGUACUCUCAGAACUUCGAGCGAGCUUGUCCACUCGCCUAUAGUUACCCUUACAGCGAUAGUAACAGCACCUUCACAUGCCCGAACACGACUAACUACGUCAUCACGUUUUGCCCCUCUUCUAUUCCCAAUACCACGAGGUCAGUUCAGUUCCCGUAAAUACUAUUUUCUCAUUUCUUCGUAUUUCUAUUUUUGCUGGGGACGGGUGACUUUUGUCACAUAUCAAAUUGUUUCAUGUUUCAUGUUUCAUUUGUUUUCUUCUAUCACUAUCAGUUGUGGAAAUUGAAAAAUAAACCCUAGUGAAUCCGCCCUCACUAAAAACCAAGAAAAGAAACAUAAAAACAAAGAACCGUCCCCACCAAGGCACCAAAUACAGUCGCAAGUGGAAAUUGUGCGGUGUGCAAGCAUUAAUUUGUUUCUCCAACAAUUUUUCCAC
Molecule: messenger RNA, 1030 nt
Organism: Brassica napus (rape)
Lineage: Eukaryota; Viridiplantae; Streptophyta; Magnoliopsida; Brassicales; Brassicaceae
Product: PR5-like receptor kinase
Exons: 2
Coding region: 1-753 (250 amino acids)
Biological process (GO): defense response
Cellular component (GO): extracellular region
Source: RefSeq, a predicted model, not a curated record